GGCAAGGGGGCCCCGGGCCGCAGCUCCCGGAUGGCGGAGCCGGGCAGCGCCUCAGGUGGAAGAUGGGACCGUUUCCCUCGUGUUUUAGGUGAAACCUGGUGACCAUGAAGUCCCGAGGGAGACAGAGGGACAGCAGUGGGAAUUCCUUCUCACUCCUCUGAAAAAAUCCAACAGUUGCCUGAUGGGAUUGCCCCUUUGGCUGGCGUCAUGGGGAGCUGCUGCAGUUGUCUGUGCACAGACAGCAUCCCAGACAACCACCCCACCAAAUUUAAGGUGACGAACGUGGACGAUGAAGGGCACGAGCUGGGCUCUGGGAUCAUGGAGCUGACGCAGCGGGAGCUCAUCCUGCACACGCACAAGCGCGACGCCGUCAGGUGGCCCUUCCUGUGCCUGCGCCGCUACGGCUACGACUCCAACCUCUUCUCCUUCGAGAGCGGCCGGCGCUGCCACACGGGGCAGGGGAUUUUUGCCUUCAAGUGCUCCCGAGCAGAGGAGAUCUUCAAUCUGCUGCAGGACCUGAUGCAGUGUAACAGCAUCAACGUGGUGGAGGAGCCUGUUGUCAUCACCAGGAACAGUCACCCCACGGAGCGGGAGCUGUCCCGGACCCCCCAGGCCCCCAACAGUCUGGGGUACACUGUCCCAGGAUUUCCCAAUGGAUUUCACAGCUUCCCUGGAGAAAGCCUGUCCUACUCCUCAGCCCGGCACCCCUCAGCGAGCAGCCUGAGAUAUUCCUCCGUGGGGGAAGACUCCACUCAUCCCCUCCUUGGGCCUGAGGAGCAGUCCCACACCUACGUGAACACGGCCAGUGGGGAGCAGGAGCCGAGGGGCCGGCACUGUAUGCACUCCUUGCCUGAAGCCCACCCUCCUUUCCCCCCUAGGAACCACAGCUGCUCCCUCGAAGACCGCAACCCCCAGGUCUUCCUGCAGCCCGGGGAGGUUAAAUUCGUGCUGGGUCCCUCCUCCGGCUCCCGCCGGGUGUGCCGGCACCCCCGGGAGUGCGGGGGUCCGCUCUGCCCCCCCAACAACAACAACAACGAGUGCGAGGGGGGUUGUCCCUCGCCCCAGUGCGUCUACGAGAAC
Molecule: messenger RNA, 1080 nt
Organism: Manacus vitellinus (golden-collared manakin)
Lineage: Eukaryota; Metazoa; Chordata; Aves; Passeriformes; Pipridae
Gene: FRS3
Product: fibroblast growth factor receptor substrate 3
Exons: 7
Biological process (GO): cell surface receptor protein tyrosine kinase signaling pathway
Cellular component (GO): cytoplasm
Source: RefSeq, a predicted model, not a curated record